Molecule: messenger RNA, 3331 nt
Organism: Hippocampus comes (tiger tail seahorse)
Lineage: Eukaryota; Metazoa; Chordata; Actinopteri; Syngnathiformes; Syngnathidae
Product: serine/threonine-protein phosphatase 2B catalytic subunit alpha isoform
Exons: 15
Coding region: 303-1883 (526 amino acids)
Biological process (GO): calcineurin-mediated signaling
Molecular function (GO): calmodulin-dependent protein phosphatase activity
Source: RefSeq, a predicted model, not a curated record
UUGCGUGCGCUCUCGCUCUCUCCGCCUCUUGUGUCUCUCUCUGCAUUACGUUGAGGCAACUGUGCGCGGGGUAACAGUAAAUCAGACCUCGCAGCCGGAGCAGUGAAACCGAAAACCUGUAAACCUCGUCGCUGUAUUUUUGGCCGCUGACAGGAGCGACUGAGUCCCCCGCCCCCCCCUCUCCCGGCCUUGUCUUUCCUUCCUCGGCUGGAGGCACCAAGAGACUUGUCCGGCGAGAGCGACGCGGCCAAGCGUUUUUCCGCCUACUUUCUGCUCGAGCUCAAUAUUCGUUCACACUGGAAAUGUCCGAAACCAAGCCGAAUGACGAGCCCAAGUUAUCGACGACGGACAGGGUGGUGAAAUCCGUUCCGUUCCCACCCAGUCAUCGACUGACGGCCAAAGAGGUCUUUGACGGCGAGGGCAAGCCCAAAGUUGACGUGCUGAAAGCCCACCUGACCAAGGAGGGACGCGUGGAGGAGGCGGUGGCGCUGAGGCUCAUCAGGGAGGGUGCCGCCAUCCUGCGCUCAGAGAAGAACCUGCUGGACAUCGAGGCCCCGGUGACAGUGUGCGGCGACAUCCACGGGCAGUUCUUUGACCUGAUGAAGCUCUUCGAAGUGGGCGGCUCCCCAGCAUCCACGCGCUACCUUUUCUUGGGGGACUACGUUGACAGAGGGUAUUUCAGUAUUGAAUGUGUGCUGUACUUGUGGGCCUUAAAGAUCCUCUACCCCAAAACUCUUUUUUUGCUGCGUGGGAACCACGAAUGUAGACAUUUAACAGAGUAUUUCACAUUUAAGCAGGAAUGUAGAAUUAAGUAUUCAGAGAGGGUGUAUGACGCGUGCAUGGACGCCUUCGACUGCCUUCCCCUGGCUGCACUUAUGAAUCAGCAGUUCCUCUGUGUACACGGAGGACUUUCCCCAGAAAUCACGAAUCUUGACGAUAUCAGGAAACUAGACAGAUUCAAAGAACCUCCAGCGUACGGCCCCAUGUGCGAUCUUCUGUGGUCCGACCCCCUGGAGGACUUUGGGAAUGAGAAGAGCCAGGAGCAUUUCACACAUAACACAGUCCGAGGCUGCUCCUACUUCUACAGCUACCCUGCCGUUUGCGACUUCCUACAUCACAAUAAUUUAUUAUCGAUCAUCCGAGCCCAUGAAGCGCAGGAUGCUGGAUAUCGCAUGUACAGAAAGAGUCAGACUACUGGCUUCCCGUCCCUCAUCACCAUCUUCUCUGCGCCCAACUACCUUGAUGUCUACAACAACAAAGCGGCCGUGCUGAAGUACGAGAACAACGUGAUGAACAUCCGACAGUUCAACUGCUCGCCUCACCCCUACUGGCUGCCUAACUUCAUGGACGUCUUCACCUGGUCGCUGCCCUUCGUCGGCGAGAAGGUGACUGAGAUGCUGGUGAACGUCUUGAGCAUCUGCUCCAAUGACGAGCUGACGACCGAAGACGAAUUGGACGGUGCCACGGCUUCUGCACGCAAGGAAGUCAUCCGCAACAAGAUCCGCGCCAUUGGGAAGAUGGCCCGGGUAUUCUCUGUUCUCAGAGAGGAGAGUGAGAGCGUGUUGACGCUGAAGGGACUCACCCCGACGGGCAUGCUCCCCAGUGGCGUGUUGUCUGGCGGCAAGGAGAAGCUGCAGAACGAAACUGCAGCUACUAUUGAAGCUAUUGAGGCUGAUGAAGCCAUCAAGGGCUUCUCGCCCCAGCACAAGAUCACCAGCUUUGAGGAGGCCAAGGGCCUGGACCGCAUCAACGAGAGGAUGCCGCCGCGGCGGGACGCGCUGCCCUCCGACGCCAGCCUCAACUCCCUCAACAAGGCGCUGUCCUCGGAGACCAACGGCACAGACGGCAAAGGGAGCACCAGCGGUGGCGGCGGCAUCCAGUAGAGGGCGCGAGCGGGAAGAGGUCGGCAGGGGACGCGGAGGUGGGGCGGGCCCGGAGAGGGGGCAGGCAUGUAUGGGUCACACCGGGGAGGGAGGGGGGUAGGGGGGAGGGCGGGAUAUCAUGUCACUUGCUCGUCUUUGGAUAUGCCUUGGAAUUGUUCGUCAAAUCUUUUACGUUAUUAGCCCGUGCGCGCGCAGUAUGUGACGGAGAGACGCGUAAGAAUGGCUCUUUCUUUUCUUAUCCACUCGGGAGUCCCUUGAUCAUUUACCUUCUUACUAACUAUUGUACGUUUACAAAAACACAGCACUAAAAAAAAAAGGACAGAACAUGAGAUGCCGUUUUUAAAGAUGUAAGGGUGUACAAACUAAGUAAGAAUUAUUUAUUGAUUUUUUUUUUGCUCCUCUUAUAAAAUAGCUUUGAAUGAAUUAGGCAGUCUUAAAAAGAAUGUUGUGGAAAUGCCAAAUAUUGGAACGUUUUAUCGUUAUGUACAUAUGACGCUUACCUCAGGUUCUUUUGGUGUGUGCUUUGACCUGAUUUUUUUUUCUUCUUCCGUUUUAUGGCUCAACAACUCGAUAAUGAAUACCUAUUUUCUUGAGUUUCAUAACUGGAAUUUACAUUUACUUAUCAUUUGCUAAUAUGUUCAUUUGUUUGUCUCUCUUUUCGGAAGGGAAGGUUAGAUUUAUUCAGGCUUGCUGGAAGUGAGUGUUCAUUUUCUCUUUUUAAGUAUUACGAACAAAGUAAGAAUAGACGGCCUAUAUUGUGUAAAAAGGAAAAAAGAAUAAAGUGUCUGCCUAUGCAUGUUUUAUAAAAAGUCAAAGAACUGAAGAAGAAACUGGGAAAUCUAAAUAUUUGAACUAUAUUGCUCUUUAGUGAACAUGUACUGGAAACAUUUACCUGCAUAUUUUCAACGAACACCACGAUGCGCUAUGCCUUCUUUUUUUUUUUUUUUUCUUUUCAAGACGACGGCAACUCCUGUUUUUAAGCGGCGCUUGUACGUGCACACAGUCCAAUUAAGCAUGUUUGACAAUUAUUGUGAGGUGUGUGGUUACAAUGUGGAGCUCAAAAAUGCAUGAUUAGCCAUUGGUGUCAUAAUAACAAGUUUCAAAUUUUAAAAACCAAAAAAAAAAAAAAAAAAAGGCUUUUGUUCAGUUUUGUAAAUGUGCCACAGAAAUUGUCAUUUGGUCCUUCUCCCCCUAAUGAUUCCCAUUAUUAUUUGGAACUCUGCUUUGUUAUAUCAGUUACAGGUUUGAUACUGCUCAGUACUUUAAACAAAACGAUGUUGAUCUUUUUUUAAGAAACUGCUUAAGUGCCCAAGUAAUUCACUACACAACAUGAAGCCUUGCUUUUUGUAAUUUAACUUUGAAACUGUUGGCAGAUGAGGCAUGCACUUGCAACUAUGAAAAAUUAGUAUUUUAUAUAACUGUUCAAUAAAAAUGUGCAUGAAUUUCAA